CGCAGUGUGCGCAAAUUCAUAAACCAGCCCGCAGAGUUGGUAGUUUCUGAAUCCCGAGACUUGAAACCAGGCGGGAAGACCCUUCUCAACCUCAAGAGAAGAUGACAGCCCACAGAGAGUUUACUUCUGUUUACAUGGAAUUCAGAAAUCUUCUGCAAAUCAUGAUUUCAAGGCCAGAGAAUGGCAGGUGAACAGAAACCCUCAAGUAACCUCCUGGAACAGUUUAUUUUACUAGCCAAAGGUACCAGUGGCUCAGCUCUCACUGCUCUCAUAAGCCAGGUGUUGGAGGCUCCUGGAGUAUAUGUCUUUGGAGAACUGCUAGAGCUAGCCAAUGUGCAGGAGCUUGCAGAAGGAGCUAAUGCUGCUUAUUUGCAGUUACUGAACCUGUUUGCCUAUGGAACAUACCCAGAUUACAUAGCCAACAAGGAGAGCCUGCCAGAACUGAGCAAAGCUCAGCAGAACAAGCUGAAACAUCUUACCAUCGUGAGCUUGGCAUCGAGAAUGAAGUGUAUCCCUUACUCUGUGCUGCUGAAGGACCUGGAGAUGCGGAAUCUCCGGGAACUAGAAGACCUCAUCAUUGAGGCUGUCUACACUGACAUCAUCCAGGGCAAGCUGGACCAGCGAAACCAGCUGCUAGAAGUGGAUUUCUGCAUUGGCCGUGACAUCCGAAAGAAGGAUAUCAAUAAUAUUGUCAAGACAUUGCAUGAAUGGUGUGAUGGCUGUGAAGCAGUUCUGCUGGGCAUCGAGCAGCAAGUUCUGAGAGCCAACCAGUACAAAGAGAACCACAACCGAACUCAGCAGCAGGUAGAGGCAGAGGUUACCAACAUCAAGAAGACACUCAAAGCCACGGCGUCUUCCUCAGCUCAGGAGAUGGAGCAGCAGCUGGCUGAACGGGAGUGUCCCCCUCAUGCUGAGCAGAGGCAACCCACCAAGAAGAUGUCCAAAGUGAAAGGUCUGGUCUCUAGCCGCCACUAGGGCCGGCUGGGGCAGCUGGCACUCACCAGGCCUGGGUCAGGUGGGGAGGGGACACCAAGGGCCUAUUUCCUCCCCUCUCUACCUGCAGUGAGUUCCAGACCUGCCCACCCCCUCACCAGCGCCUCCCCACCCUGUUGGUACUGUUCCAGAAAAACCGUUACUUCUCUCCCUCACCUACUUCCUCUUCCCCAGUUGUUCCCUUCAGACUCAGGGGCUCCACUAAUGCCAUCCUAACAGGGUCAGACACUGCCCAGCUUCCCUUCAGGAGGUUCUUGUCUCUGUGUAAGGGCUUGUCUCCCUCCCAGUUUUUCUUUUGCUCCAUGUCAUUUUGUCAGGCUGGUCAUAAGCCAGAGGCAGCUUUUACCGGCCCCCAGGGAUGACUGUGGAGGAGACCCUUCCCUAAGUAAGGAGGGGGUGUUCUUUCUCCAGCCCCAUGUACCACAGUACGCAAUGGUGCAGGCCAUCUCUAGCCAGGUUUCAAAAUGCUUCAUUUCCCCUCUCCUGCCUUAUCCCUUGUUGGCAGCUCCAGUUCAGGCCAUGGAGGGAUGUGGUGCUGGGCUAUGUUUACUAAACCUGCGGGUUUUCAGCCUCUUAAGCCCAGCUCUGAUCUCUCAUUAGUUGGGAGCACUGGGUUGACUAACCUCUGGUAUCUGGGCAAAAUAGGGGGUGCUGUGGGUCUGCUGGGUGGCAGAAGUUGUUUCCUUCAGCUCGUGUUCUCUGCUGGCUGCUCUUCCUGCUGCCUCUGACUACUCAGCCUUGUUUUUGGUGCGUAGGCUGCAGCUGCCCACUGGGGCUGUUGGUCAACACUUGCUCUCCCAAAACCUUUAAUUCCUCCCGGCUGCACCUGGGGUGGGGCGGGUGGUGGUGCCGAGGCCCCUGUCUGUCGCACGACCUGUUGCUGCUUCUGUCUGUCUCUUUCCAUCCCUCCUUGGCUGAUGCCCCAGAGCCCUCUGAUGAUGGCAUUCUCCUGGCAAGAGAAAAGGACUUAACUAGACUUUCUGAACUUGAACAGUUUCAGGUUAUAUUUUAAUUUUUUUUUUUGUACAGGUUCUGAUUCUAAUACAUUUCAACAUGCUUUUCCCCCC
Molecule: messenger RNA, 2060 nt
Organism: Propithecus coquereli (Coquerel's sifaka)
Lineage: Eukaryota; Metazoa; Chordata; Mammalia; Primates; Indriidae
Gene: COPS7B
Product: COP9 signalosome subunit 7B
Exons: 7
Coding region: 181-975 (264 amino acids)
Biological process (GO): COP9 signalosome assembly
Cellular component (GO): COP9 signalosome
Source: RefSeq, a predicted model, not a curated record